This is a messenger RNA of Culicoides brevitarsis, 1653 nucleotides long. Its product is annotated as calcium-independent phospholipase A2-gamma-like. The record is from RefSeq and is a predicted model, not a curated record. Gene Ontology annotation, biological process: arachidonate metabolic process. The coding region runs from base 118 to 1518 and encodes 466 amino acids. NCBI's taxonomy places the organism in Eukaryota, Metazoa, Arthropoda, Insecta, Diptera, Ceratopogonidae. Gene Ontology annotation, cellular component: membrane. The transcript has 2 exons.
ACAAAAACAAGGAAAUGAAAAAUUGAGAUUGACGCGAAAAAAAAUUCAAGAGCAGUGCAGUAACUGCAAUUUUUGUGUUUUUUCCAUGAAAUUUUGAGUGUUGUGUGUGUCUCACAGAUGUUUAGCAGCAAAAUUUUCAUCUCGCAGCACAGGAAACUGAUAGAUCGCGGAUUGAAUUGCUUGACGAAAACACUCAAGCGCGAAUGUCAUUAUCGGUCACAGCAUCUCUUGGCAACGUUAUCAUUAAAAGACCCAUCAUCAAAUGCCCAGGAACAGCGAAAUUGCUUGUAUAACUUGGUGCAGUACAUCGAAAAGUACCCGGAAGAGCGUCAUCAGCUGAUAAAAGAUGGCGCAAUUCGACUUCUCGAGCGACUUCGUGACAAAUCUCAAGAUAAUUUCAUCGUUGAGAAUACGAAAUUAGGGCUUGCGUUGCUGGGACAUCCGCCGCCGCUGCCGUCGAACGGUAUUCGUAUCCUUAGUAUCGAUGGCGGGGGCAUUCGAGGUCUCAUGGUGAUGGAAUUGUUGUUAAAAUUGGAAAAAUUGACGGGAAAAAAAUUAUUUGAGCUGUUUGAUAUGUGCGUUGGAGUGUCUACGGGUGCAAUUCUCGUCGCUGCCUUGGCUGCCGAACGCAAUAUGACUGUGCAAGAAGGAAUUUUGUUGUACAAAAAGAUCGGCAAGCAACUUUUCUACCAACCAAGUGCUUUUGACGUCUUAUCAAAUACGUCGCGAUUGAUGUGGUCUCAUGCGUACUACGACACCGAAUUGUGGGAAAAGAUGUUGAAGAAGCACGUGGGCUAUCGUCGCAUCAUCGAUACCGUCAAACUACCACAUUGUCCGAAAAUUUGUUGUAUUAGUACGACUGUCACGGAACAACGCAUCGACGCUCAUUGCUUCCGAAACUACGUUUUCCCGCCAAAUAUCCAGAGCAUCUACAACGGAAGUCACAAAGCCAAGUUGUGGGAAGUGGUUCGUGCGAGUUCAGCAGCUCCCGCGUAUUUCGGAGAUUUUGUCUUGAACAACGAAAUUCAUCAAGACGGCGGCGUGCUUUUUAAUAAUCCAACGGCAGUCGCCAUUCACGAAGCGAAACUCAUCUGGCCUGACGAGGAAAUUCAGUGCGUUGUCUCUUUCGGUACGGGACGCAAUCCGAACAAAUCUCGAAAUAGUGACGGACGAAAAAUGAUCAAUCCGGAAAUGUUGCAUGAAACUGCACCCGAGACCUUGAGUUCGUGGAAGACGAAAUUUUUGCGAAUUCUUGAUUCGGCAACUGACACGGAAGCUACUCAUGUCAUUUUAUCGGAUUUGUUGCCAAAUGAGACGUACUACAGAUUUAAUCCGUAUCUCGAACAAUGGAUCGCGAUGGUUGAUGCGCGUCCCGAAAAAAUUACUCAACUCGAAAAUGACGCGCACAUGUAUUAUCGCAAGAAUGAAGACAAAUUUGAGCAAGUGGCGGCAAACUUAACGCAAAAGAGAGACCUGUUUAGACACAUUAGAGACACAUUUAAGUAUUAUUCACGUUAAGUAGAUUUUUUUGACUUUUUUUAAGAAAUCGAAUAUUUUAUGUGUUGUUGACGAAUUAGACAUGCGAAUCAUGUGACAUUGUAAAGACAGAAAUUUACAAGCGAAUAAAGAGAUUUUUAUUUAUUAACGAACGAA